This is a messenger RNA of Podospora pseudocomata, 2003 nucleotides long. RefSeq lists its product as uncharacterized. The transcript has 3 exons. NCBI's taxonomy places the organism in Eukaryota, Fungi, Ascomycota, Sordariomycetes, Sordariales, Podosporaceae. The record is from RefSeq and is a predicted model, not a curated record. Bases 177 to 2003 code for a protein of 608 amino acids. Gene Ontology annotation, cellular component: microtubule organizing center attachment site; chromosome, centromeric core domain; mitotic spindle pole body. Gene Ontology annotation, biological process: nuclear inner membrane organization.
CGCAUUUGAGUGCUGCUGGAAAACACGACCGCCCGGCAGAAUCGCCGCGCAAGCUCCCUUCCUCUUUAGCUUUCCUGGAAACACCUUUUGGAACUGCCCCACGAUCACAUUGCUUCUGUCGCUUCCUUUGGUCAAUCGCGUCUCGAUAUGCCGAUUCAACCAAACAUCAAAUAACCAUGCCGCCGCGACGCCUAUUUGGACCGCAAUACCUGUCGUGCUUUUACUGUGGCCACACCACCAAACUGCGCAACGAUGGCAGUACAACACACUUCCGGUGUCUCUCUUGCGAUGCCGACAACUAUCGCGAUAGGAAUGGCGAGCCGGUCGACCCUCCAGUGGCACGAACUAAUACUUCGACGCCCGCACCUCGAUACGCUGUCCCACGCCCUGGGUCCCCUCCAGCAAGCCCGGCCAACUCAGUCUUUUGCAAGACGUGCUUAAACAACCAACGUCUUUUGAGUGCCAGUCUUGCCCAAUAUCUUCCCGAUUCCGACGAGUCCGAUGAUUCAGACAACGGGGAGCGAGAGAGCCGGUUUGAUGAGUUUCGCAUUACCCAAGAGCGCAUCUAUCCCCAGAUGUGUGCCGAGUGUGAGCCCAAAGUCCGGCAGCGUCUAGACCAGGCGGCCUACACAGCCAAGACCGAUACCCUUCGGCGCAUGAUGGACCGCAAUUCCAACAUUCGGCGCAAGAUUUACAUCCAGUCGAGGAUGCCUAUAAAGAUACUGAACGGCAUUGGGAGAUUGCUGUGGGUGUCGGGCUUUGUGUUACAACUUGUGUGGCAUAGUUUGCUCUCUACCACAAACACCAACCAGAUCCCAUAUUCCUCUUGGCUGCCAUUGUCAGACACAUUGCUGAAAUGGAGCAUUGGAGCCACAGUUUUGGGGAUGUGGUGGAAUCCACGGUUGUUGGAUAUGAUAGCUGGAAACAGCAGGCAGGUUACCGGGCUAUUUCGCUGGUACUUGAUUCAGUUUAUUGCCGUCUUCUCGCGUAUAUAUCUACGUGUUGCUCCAGGGUCUGCAAAUGCUGCUUUGCGGAAGUUGCCCUUCCAAACCAAUUUGCAAAUCAUCGGCGCGACUGCUGCCACCAUACUAUUUUUGAUUUCAUGGCAAUCGGUCGGCCUCAAGCCUUUGCCUGUAAUCAAACCAACCGCGAAACAAUCAAACCAGUCCUCAUUACGGGGGAGACCAGUCGCGAAGAAGACGCCUGCCUCUUCCGGAGCCAAACCCAGAGCCUCCAGUGCAAAGAAGGACACCAUAAAGUCUCUGGGAGAUCUGUUGGAUGAGCUGGAGCAUAUUGAGAGCUCCCCUCCAGAACCAAAACGACCAAGCACAGCAGCAUCUACUGUCUAUGAUUUGUCACCCCUCAGACGCGCGAGGGAUGAGCCGCGUGCACCACGAAUGGGCUUUACACAUACCCUGGAAGCCCAGCAGCUUACCAACUCUCUUACCAGCAUUCAGGAGCUUGACUCGAUGAAUCUUGUCUCACCGUCCUUUUUUCAGGACCCCCCUCAAAGACAGGUCAAUUAUUCUGCAGAAAUGGAGUGGGAGCCAGCGCCACCGCAACAGCAGGUCUCCUCGCAUCGCGCUUUCAGCACUCAGGGCCAACGCAAGGCUCAGCCGUUUGGGGCUGCCCCAGUAGAACCCAAGAAGGGUCCGUUCUGGUACAAAGUCCCGCCGGCUCCAGUAACGCCUGCGCAGAGAGCAUUUAACCCUCCGAACCAACCAAGACUGAGACCAAGCCCGGUGCAAGGUCAAGAAAUCCAGUUCCGGGGCACUGGGACGCCCCAGAAGCAGUUGACUAACAGUCGGCACUAUGAGCCCGCGCCAGAAUUUGCUCCAGCAACCUUCUUUGCGCAGCCAGGUCCGGAUGACCCGAGAAACGAACUGACCGGCAUGUUUUCGGGCAGUUUCAGUCUCGAGCACGAGAGUCCGAAGGAAGAAAAGCCACAGUCGACAUGGCUUGGAAGAUUGCGGAACAGAACACCGGCAUCAAACAAGAAAUAG